UUAAAAGAUAAUCAAUAGUUUUAUAGUAUGUUUAAGUUUUGCUACACAUUUUUCUAAAUUGGCUCUUGGUGUGUAUAUUUCAAUACUGUGACGGGUCUGUGUAUUUCGUAUAAUGAAGAUUCAAAAUUUUUCUGGUGUAUUUAUUGUUUCCUUAAGUGUAAUGAGUCAUUUUUCAGACUCUAAAUAUUUGCUUCCUGUAAAAUAAUCAAAAAUUUAUAACAAUGACAUAGAUAAGAUGAGGUUGAAGAAAAUAAUGCUGCGAUAUUUUCCUCCAGGUAUAGGACUGGAAUACACACAAGGAGGAUGUGUGAAAAUCAAAGAAAUUGACUUAAGUGAUCUAAGUAGCAGUACAGAUAUAGAAGAGCUCGCAUUCAAAGUUGCCAAGGGAGAGCCUCUUAUAACUCCUAACAUUCAUCACCAGCUAGUGGACUCUCUCGGACGUCUGCAAGAGAAGAUAUUCAACACUACAGUUCAAAAGUUUUACCGCCACAAGACACUGAAAACACACCUACUGCCCAUCACAAACGUUGCUUUUGACAAGUUUGGGAAGAAGUGUUUGACUGGCAGCUAUGACAGAACUUGCAAAGUGUGGGACAUUGAAUCUGGGUCAGAGAUUCACACUCUUCACGGCCACAAGAAUGUUGUAUAUGCCGUUGCUUUCAACAAUCAAGGAGACAAAAUUCUGACAGGGUCGUUUGACAAGACGGCGCUGCUAUGGUCUGUGGAGACAGGAGAGUGCAAGCAGAGUUUCUCAGGUCACUCAGGGGAAGUUGUCUCAGUUCAGUUUGACCCUCAGAAACAGCUGAUUGCCACUGCUUCCAUGGAUACCACAGCGCGACUGUUUAACUUGUCAACAGGGCAGGAAGUGUCUGUCCUGCAGGGUCACAGUGGGGAGAUUAUCAGUCUACAAUACAAUCACUCCGGGACUCUUCUACUGACUGGCUCAUUCGAUAACACUCUAGUGCUUUGGGAUACGAGGACUAACGGCAAAGUAGGAACGCUGAGUGGUCAUGAGGCAGAGAUCAGCAGCUGUUUGUUCAGUCAUGAUGAGAGUCUGGUAGUGAGUGGGUCCUUGGACAAGUCUGCCAGGAUCUGGGAUGUCAGGACCCUCACGUGUGUACACUGCACUAGAGGACAUCAGGAUGAGGUGCUUGAUGUAUCGGUGGAUCUGCGUAGCCGACAGUUAGCCACGGCCAGUAGUGACUCCACCGUCUGUCUGUGGAACGUGAAGCAGGAUUGUACCUUGGUCUCCACUCUGUCCGGUCACUCACAAGAGGUCUCCAAGGUAUGCUUCAAUCCUGCAGGCACCGCAGUACUGACUGCGUCCCAGGACCACACAGCUCGACUGUGGGAUCCUGGCACAGGACAAUGUCUUCAGAUACUAGAGGGACAUUCCGACGAUGUCUUCUCUUGUGCUUUCAGCUACUAUGGAGACACUAUAAUCACAGCGUCCAAAGACAACACGUGUCGUAUUUGGAAAAAUACUGUAAAUAAAGGAUGA
Molecule: messenger RNA, 1501 nt
Organism: Macrosteles quadrilineatus (aster leafhopper)
Lineage: Eukaryota; Metazoa; Arthropoda; Insecta; Hemiptera; Cicadellidae
Product: dynein assembly factor with WDR repeat domains 1-like
Exons: 9
Coding region: 236-1501 (421 amino acids)
Biological process (GO): mRNA splicing, via spliceosome
Cellular component (GO): U4/U6 x U5 tri-snRNP complex
Molecular function (GO): U4 snRNA binding; protein binding; U6 snRNA binding
Source: RefSeq, a predicted model, not a curated record